Molecule: messenger RNA, 2256 nt
Organism: Annulohypoxylon truncatum
Lineage: Eukaryota; Fungi; Ascomycota; Sordariomycetes; Xylariales; Hypoxylaceae
Exons: 3
Coding region: 617-2098 (493 amino acids)
Source: RefSeq, a predicted model, not a curated record
UGUUAGUCAUUUAUCGUAACCUUGUGAAUAAUAGUUUCCGGGAUAACAGACGCAGUGUUACACUGAGGCGUCGCCAUCCUACAGCAAGGCGAGGCCUAUGACUACUCCAGCAAUAUCUAUAAAACAAGGGGAUAUGCGGGGUGAACCGCGUAGAUCAAAAUUGUGGUACCCAGCCCAGCGCCUAGUUAUCUCGCUGUAGAUGCACGAUGAUGGGCGCUCUAUACGCUAGUACUAUCAGUGGCCACUCACGGCAUUGGUGUUAUCAUCCGGGCGCUAGCGCCGCCAUAAGCUACCAUCUAGGCAAUCUCCAACGCUGCUUCAACUGCGAUCUACUGGGACAUAUCAGCUGGGGUUAUAAAGGCCAAUUGCUCUGCAGAUGAUCCGGCCAUUCUUAUCAUGUACUGCUGCGCAUUCCGAGGUACGGAGGCCGUUAUCGGUUUUCGUAGGUAUAUUCAUAUGUUGCCUCCCCUAUAACCUCAUCGUUAAGUGCGACGACGAUACUAAUAAGGGGGAAUCCUGCGAGUGGUGACAGUGUUGGUGGAACUCUUGUGGCAUUUAUAUAUAUGGUUACCCUCCUACCGACCGUGUCCGGUAUUAUAUUUACUUAAUAUCUAAAAUGUCGUUAUCUACUAUUAUUUGGCUGGCGUCGGGAAUCGUCUUAUCCCUAAUCACGUUUCUCGCUCUGAAGAGGUCCCAGAAAGAUGUAGUGCUCAGGAGACUAGGACUGGGAGGGCGCAAUGCGUCCCGCCCGAGUACGCCAUUGCUAGAGAAGCAGGUGUCUCCGAAGCCACUUGCCUCAUCCACAUCAGACCUUCUCUCGACGUUCCCACCUUCGCCACGAGGACAGCUCAAGAUAAUGGUGGAAAAGAUGCCUCCCGCCCAACGAAAAGCGAUGGGUAACCUCUCCUUCAACACGAACACAUUCACAAACUCGCUUUUGGGUCUCGAGGAGGACUACCGGACCGCCGACGACUCAAAGUACUGCUAUACCGGCUUUUCGGUGAAGGAGAUCAAGGCGCUAGGGGACUUUCCGGACUACUCGACGCUCUCCGAGGUCCCGCUGCCUCAACCGUACUUGGAAUUCGACAUUAACAAGGCCAAGCCGCGGCCGUACCGCCCAUUCAGAUGGGCAUACCAUCAGACAAUGUCCUUAACCAAACUCGAAACGGACUGGUGGCUAGAGCUAGAAUCGACUUACAAGACGCGCAUCGCACAGCGCAAGGAGCUAUACGCCCAGCACGGAUCAGACGUGCUGCAAUCGCUCCCGGGCUCGGAGCUCGCGUGCAAGGAGCUGAUGGAGAUGUCCCUGCAGUUCCUGUGCGCGCGGUACCCGCAGUACUUCGUCUUAUCGGCGGACAAGUCGCGGCUCGAGAACCGGAUCCUCGGCACCGUGACCUUAAUCAAGGAGAUGCACCCCCUGCACGUCCUGCUCGACAACGUGCCCGAGGACUUCGGCAUGGUGCUGCGCGACCCGGAGUCGGGCUACUACGUCUUCCGCGCCGGCCUGAUCUGCUCGGCGCUGGGCUGGAACGUCGGCAGCAAAAUCGGCAUGAAGCUGCACGAGAUCCACACGCCGAUCCCGGAUUAUAAGGAGAAGAUGCAGUUUAGUAUGGACAGAUUUUUCUCCAAGAUGCCCGCCAACAAGCCCAUCCAGCGCGGCUCCUGGGGUCUCGAAGUAGACCAGCCGCUGUACAUGCCGCCGGGCGACCCGCACGCCAGCUACCGCGACUUCCAAGACAAGAGCCUAACACCGGACCGCAUCCACCUACGCGUCGACUGGCAGACGCUGCGCCGGCUCCCGCUAUCGGGGGCCGUCGUCUUCAACUUCAAGGCCCUGUUCACGCCCAUCGAAGAAUUCCGAGACGAGCCGUAUGUGCCGAGUUUGAUCCUGAAGGUACUGAAGGAGGGCAAGGAGAACCUCAUGAAGUACAAGAACACGUGGCACACGGAGCACGUCGUGAUCCCGACCUUGGAGGAGUUCGCUAAGGAACAGAUUGAAAAGGGGCUCAUUGAAAAGGAUUGGGAGCCUAAGACCCUCGAUGAUAGUCCCUGGUUUCCCGGGUGGCAGGAGAAGUGGCAUAGGCAGCAGGGCUUCUAGAGCUCUGAGGGAAAACAAAAUGAUUUACAGGCAUAAAAGCAAAAUGCUAUCGAAGCUCGGUAGCAAUUCAUCACCUAAUGUACCUACUCAUGCAAAUACUAAGCAUAUAGGUGUAUCCAAUAAUAUCAAUAGUUAUAUAAAAGACUUUUGAUUCUCCA